GCCCGACGAGGCAAGGGGGGUAGUGGUGGGGAGGGGGGGGGGGAGGGAGAGGAGCCGGGGGAGCGCGCGCUCGUAUGUAAAUGAGCGGGCGUGAGGUCAGAGGCAGAUGGAAAAGGGAACAGACAGAAUGGCCGCCGCGGCUCCCGCUCCUCCUGCCGCCGCCUCCCAGUGCCGGAGCCCCCGCUGCACGGCGGAGCGCAGGGGAGUCCGCCGAGAACUCGACUCCUGGCGGCACCGGCUCAUGCACUGUGUGGGUUUUGAAAGUAUUUUAGAAGGGCUUUAUGGACCAAGGCUACGAAGAGACCUCAGUUUAUUUGAAGACUGUGAGCCAGAAGAGCUAACUGACUGGUCUAUGGAUGAGAAAUGUUCCUUUUGUAAUUUACACAAAGAAACAGUCAGUGAUCGUGCAUCAGUUAUCGGUUCUUCACAGUCAACACCUACAGAGGAACUGUCAUCUCAGGGCCAGUCCAACACUGAUAAGAUUGAAUGCCAAGCAGAAAACUAUCUAAAUGCACUCUUUCGAAAGAAAGAUCUUCCUCAGAACUGUGAUCCUAACAUUCCCCUAGUUGCUCAGGAAUUAAUGAAAAAAAUGAUCCGUCAGUUUGCGAUUGAGUACAUUUCAAAAAGUAGCAAAAUUCAAGAGAACAGAAAUGGUUCAUCGUUUGAACCAAGUCUGAUAUGUAAAAGUAUCCAAAUGAACCAAACGGAAAACUCCCUUCAGGAAGAACAGGAUAGCCCUCUAGACCUCACUGUGAAUCGAACUCAAGAACAGAAUACUCAGCAAGGGGAUGGAGUGCUAGAUCUCUCUACAAAGAAAAGCGCAAGGUUGGAAGAACCAAAAUAUGACCCAGUGUGUUCUGAAAACUCAGUGUCUGGUUCAAGCUCAACAGCUGAUGCAAAUUCAGAGGAAACAGCUAAUUUUGAAAAAGGAAAAUCAACAUUAAGCAAAGUUUUGGAGUCUUUUUGUUCAUAUCACUGGCAACAGACUUUGGCUAUGUUAAAAUUUCUAAUACAAGAUGAAAACUUUCCUAUAGCUUGCAGUUGCAAGCAAACACAUUUGGUCCACUCUGAAACUCCCAGUUCCCUUACUGAAGAGGAUGUUCACGUUUCAUUUUGUAAUUGCAAUGGGCAUAUGCUGACAAAAAGGUGCUGUUUACAAACUCAAAGACCAAACACUUGUUUACCACCUCUGUCUGUCUGUAUUAAAGAUUUCCAUUCUUUGUCAUGCCAAGCUGUAGCAAUUGGAUGUAUUAAGACAAUGGUGAACAAAGCAUGUAGUUCUCAUAAGUAUUGUGCUGAACAGUUGCAAAAUUACAACUGGCAUUCUGGGAAAGCAGCAGCAUGUACAUAUUCAACUAAGGACUGUGAUCUCUUGAGCAGCAUUAAAAAUUCAAAUAGAUCUCGCAGCCCAUCACCACCUCCACUAUCACCUGUACAGAGUAAAGAAUUUGAAUCAUUGGAAGGAUCGGUUACAGAUUUCCCAACUUUAGACAACAAGCUUGAAAUAUCCGUCAACCAGCCUCCAUCCCUCUUGCCAGCUGAAGGAAGCAACGGAAAAUUUGAAUAUGAAAGUAAAACAUGCAAAGGAAAAGAGACAAUGUUGCUAUCAACAGACCAAGAAAGCAACAACUAUUAUAUAAAUCCCGAGAAGGCUGAGAAAGGUGAACAUUCUGCCAUUUUUCAAGAUUUAAUGGACCGCAUUAAUGAAAAGCUAAAAUCAAUAGACACUACAGAUAUAGCAACAAAUCUUGUAAAACUUUCUAGCAGUGACAGGACACCAGAAAACGAUGUCAAAUUAGGAGACUUCAUAACCUCCCUUUUGCAUAAUGCUAAGGCAAGUGAUUACAGCUUUAUGGAGUUACUUCGCCAACAUGAUAAACAAAUGGAAAAUAAAAUCAUCCAAACAAGAUUUCGCAAGCGUCAGGAAACUUUAUUUUCAAUGUAUAAUUCUCCUGAUUCACCAUUCAUUCGACGACAGUCUUUGCAAAUCAAGAGGGAGCUUGCAAGCCUUGAUGAAACCCUUGUAAGAAAAAAGUCAAUUUCUGAGAGAAAUGCAAAGAAAUCCACCAGAAAAAUCGAUAAAAUAUAUCCAAAUAAAAGACACAGUUUUACUGUGAUAGAAGAGGAGGCUUUGCAACAUCUUGAAAAUAACCCAUGCAUGAAUUGCCAAACCAAACCAAGGUGCUUUCCACUACACCAAACAGAGUCUUUCAAACUACCUCUUACUAAUUUUCACACUAGCUCUGGCUUUCUAGUUCUUUCAGAAAACAGUGCUAUUGCAGCCAGACAGGCGAAACUCGCAAAAACGCAAGGAGAUUGUGCAACCUUAAAUGAGACUGGUCAAAUUCCUCUACAGGAUGAGAGUAAUGGAAUCUUGGGCAGAACUAAACGUAAUAUUGUGCCUCCUGGAUGGUACUCUGUGUAUGUAACAAACAAUAUUGUGUUUAGAAAGUCAUCCAAUGCAAAAAAUGCUUGUGAGAGUUUGGAAAAAAUGAAACUAAAUAAAGAUGUUCAUGCUGAAAGAUGCAGUGACAUAAAUAUCAGCAAAAUUGUGAGAGACACAAAUCUGCAAGUUGUUGUAGAGCGUUUAGAAGAUACAAUAAGCUUAGCCAGAAAGACUAACAACUCAUUGUUGGAUAGUUACAGAAUAAGCCAAAAAGUUAAUGCAUACGAACCGGUUAUGAACCCAGGUGCUAGAAGAGGCUUGCCUUUCACUGUGAGUGAAAUGGGAUUCAAAGGACAAAGCUUCCUUCCACAUUCACAUGUGCCAAGCAGCAGUAAAAUCAAAACCAUGUGUGUGACAACAAACAAACAAGAAAUGGUUAUACAUCAAGCAAUAAAUGACAGCCUUUUGAAAUCUCUGACCUUUAAUUCAUCCAGUUCAACUUCCAACAAUGGGGACUCAAAUACAACUUCUGAAGCUGGGGAGAUCUCAUCUCCCUUAAACUACUCCAGUCCUAUUAAGCUUAUGUUUGUCUCAGAGGUUAAUAGUAGUGAAGGAGUCAAAUAUACUUUGACAUCUGCAGCUGCAUCUUCUAAAGGAAGCACAGAUAUUUGUUUGUUUCAGGGGCACUCCAACACUUUGUUAGACAAACAGGUCACAGGAGACCUUUCUCAUGCAAUCUGUGUCAAGGAUUGUGAUUACAGUGAAAAUGAGACCAAGGAGGAGUCCAGUUGUGUUUAUGCAGAAGCAGUUACACGCUUUUGUCCAAUUGGUCAAACUACCUUAAAUGACUCAAAACAAAAUGACGAAGUUGUGGAGAAACCAAGCAGUAGUAGUGAAUUGGUUUUAAAAAGAAAACCUGGUAGACCAAAGAAAAUAGGUCCUCAAGUUGUUAAGCAGGUUAAGAGACCUAUUGGACGGCCUCCUAAACCAAAAGUAGACAUGACUGAAAGUACAGAACCUAGACCUAAACUUAGUAGUGAUGGUAAAAGUACCGACUUGAGUGCAGGAGUAAUGGAAGAAGUUAACAGCAACAAAAAUAUUACUGUGACAGUUGUUUUUGGAAGGUCAAGAAGAACUAAAAGACAUGUUUCUGAAAGUAAUCUAAAUGUAAUUAGCAUUCUGCCCACACAACACAUUGAUUCUAAUUUUGCUAAUGACCACAGCAAAGUAAGGCACAAUGUGGAAACUGAAAAUGCUCUUACUGAAAUAGUAAAAGCCUUACAAAAUUCUUCUACUGAAAACGAGGUCUCUGGUUAUGACUAUGUCAGACCUAUCAAGAGUAACCUAGCAUCACCACAUCCGUGCAGCAAUAUUAUACGGCCUAUUAAGAAACCGCUAACCACCAUUCGUAAACCCGGCAGGCCAGCAAAAGUAAAAAUCUCCGGCAUAUCUGUGACUGUUAAUAGAGUUUCACCUCAGGAAAGAAAAGUGAGUAUUAGCAACUGUUUGCCUCCUUUGCAACAGCAGAGUGUGUUAGAAAAAAAUGUACCACAGGAGAGGAAAAAUCAACUGUGCAAUAAUAUGGGUCAAGUAAAGAGCAUGCAGAAAGAUUCUAGAGAGGAUAGAUCAAACAAUGUUAUUACAACAGUGUCAAGAAAACAUGAAAUUCCAUCGAGACAUUCUGCUAGAGACAGAAAACCCUCGCUGCAUUUUUUACAUUCAUUAGCAUCUUCUAGUGCAUUUACUUGUAGAAGUGCCUUACUACAUAAAUCUUACAAACUCCAUUUGAAAAAAGCUAAAGAUCGAAAGGAAAAACAUAGGCAAUCAAAUCAGAGCACAGCAUCCAAAGAUACCUCAGAACUGAGAAAUUCAGGAAAUGCAAAAAUGGAUCUUAAGGAUGGUGAAUUCGGGGCCAUUAAUGAAGUAUCAUCGGAUCCCAUUUUUUCAUCUAAUCCUUCUCUCAGGUGGUGGCCUACUUCCACUUCAAGUGACACUUUGUUGGAAGAACUAAACAAUAGAUUUGAACAAAUAACUAAUACCUGGUUGCGAGUGGGGGGAAAUGAGUUUGAUAAAUGUGAGUGUGAAAAAGGGAAUCCCAUUGAACAAGACUGUGAUACUGAAAUGUCAAACCGUUUAGACUCCUGCCUUGUAGAACUUGAAACAUCACCUAUAAAAAUGCUUUUUCAGAAAAAGUGUAAUAUGAAUGAACUCUGCACCUGGUUUAUGCAAACUACAGAAACGCAGUCUCUCUCUCUAGUGAGAAAGGCAAAUGCUCGCAAUCCAUUAGAAGUAGUUAGUACUAGAGAGAUAAAGAUGGAAGCUAAACAAUCUGAUCUUAAUACUUGCCCUUUCAGAAAGCACUUUAAAAAGUUUGCACUAUCCUCGCCUUCCAAACCAGCAGGGAAAUUACAGAUACUACAUAACAUGGUGAGGUCUCCAGUCUUAAGCAUGAAAAGUAAUUUCACAUUAGCCAGAUUAAAAAGAAAUGAAUUUAAGAAGCUACGGCGUGAUAGAUGGGGACAGAUGAAAAAGCUCUAUAACCAGGCUCCCGGAGGCUGGAAAUCAAAACAGAAAAAUCUGCAGUUCUUUUGCCAAAGCCAGUUGUUUAAAAGUACAAGUGGGGAAGCCAAUGAUGAAAUGCCCAAGCUCCAGGAAAAAAAUACAGUAGAAAUCCAGCCCACUCAGACUUUGGUAGAAUCUCAGAGUAGCCUCUUGCCAACUGAGAAUGAAGCCAGAGAUGCAUUUGUUCAACAGAUGAUGGGAUCUUCUGAGUUUAACCCACAUCCUGGUUUAGCAAAUAUACUUAAGUCACAUGCAGAGACAAACGGAACAGUUUGUUGCCAACAAAAUGUUAGAAAAGAGCAAAGCCAAGAUAAAUUGUUUCAAAAUACUUGGAAAGCCAAAACCUUUAAAGAUUGUAGGAUAUUUCUGAAAAAAAUCAACCAUAUCGAGCAGCACAAUUCAUUUAAGUUAAAUAAUGUCAUUUAUUCUCCGGAAGCUGUUGAAAGUAAAAGCACUCAGGCCUAUAUGGAAGAAAAAAGACAUCCUCUUUUGAGGUCCCAUUCUACUAAACAAAAUACAUUAAAGAAACAAGAAAAUGAAAUGGAAACAUCUAAAGGAUCCAAUUCUUCUAAAGUGACUGAAAGGCUGGAUGACCAGUUUCACAGCACAAAAUUUAGAGGUGUAAACCAUGAUGAUAAUCCUGCUGGUAGUUCUGAAGUUCUUAUCAGAAUAAACAAAAGAAAAAGUCCACAAUGGGAGACCACUGAUACAAAUAUAAGGAAAAGGCAUAAGAGACAAUCAUGCAGUAGUGGACAAAUGGCAACUUAUUACCCAAAGUACCAAGUAGCUAAACUCAACAUACAAACCUUGUUUUUAGGAAGUUCAAACCUUGACACAAGACUGCUGUAAGAGCCAGACCUAGAAAAGGAAAGGGUAACAUCUAUCUGUUUCUGUUUUGCAAAUGAAGAAAGAGCUCUCUCAUAGAUUUAUUUCAUAAUUUUGACUGUAGUUAAGAAAAUUUUGCAUUCAAAUAUUUAAACCUUUUCUUGCUAUGGCAAUGUAAGGCCUAUUACUGUGAUAUGGUCUCAUGUUAGUUUUAAUUGGGACUCAAUUUUAUUUACCUGAUAACUUUCCUCCUUUAGUUUUGGAUCUUUAGGAAAUCUGAUAACUAUUUUGAUAUUUUACAUUAUUUCAUUUACGAUUUUUGUUAUUUUCGCUUUUACUCAUAGUUUCUCAUAUCAAUUGUUGUCUUUAGAAAGUUCACUGAUAAACGAAAUGUUAAAAGACAAAGAAUUAUGAUUCUGGAAUUCUCUUCACACUUACAAACCCCAAUUUUUUUCAGAGAUACUGUUGCAGUAUUGGGGGAUUGUCUGACAUAGAAAAGGGUGUCUCGUUUUGGCACAUUGAUUCAACAUUGUGUACUGUCUGCACUAGCCAAGGAAAUCAUAUAAGCAUUUUUAGUCUAAAGUAUAGCUACUGGCUAAAAAGAACGAACAUGAUUUCUAGCUGUGCAUGUAUCUGUUUUCAGACAUAAUUCCUACAUCUGGAAGUUUAAUGCACAUGAAAACAUCAUUAUUCAUUUAUGUGUUCUUUGGACUGUAUUUUUGUUGAUGUGGUAUCAUAAAUUGCAUCAUUGUUCUGUUGUCAUGCCUGAAAUGUUCUUAUUACACAUUUAUGGUCAAUAUUUAAAGUUUUUCUUCAAGUUUUACUGAUCUUGGUGUCUUACUGAAUAUGCUUGAAAGAAAAAGGUGUUGUGAUGCUGUUUUAUUGUGAAGCAUUGUGGCAGGUAGGCAGAACACUGUUAUCAAAUGUUUAUGUAUACUCAGUUUUUGCUAGAAUGUGCAAGUGGGAAUAAAGCUCUGGAGUUCUUACAGCUCAAGGUAGUAUCAAGCAACCAGAACUAGCCAUGUACUCAUUCUAGCAACAGAAGGAAGUCGAUCACUUUUUCAUAUUACCUGUUUUAUUCAAGAUAAGGUGGCUGGUAGAUACAUUGGUCCAUAUGACUUUUGAACUGUUGCUUCAACAAUGCAUUUGAUGUGUUGAACAGUGGUCCCCUUUUACUGUAAAUCUAUGUUCUGACUAUUUUAAUUUCUUCAGUGAAAGUGAAACAUUAUUACUCUCUGAGGUGGCAAAGAAAAUUAUGUAAGCCUGUUUUUAGGAAAGCAUUUAUGUUUUCUCUCAAUGAGAGUGGUUCACUGUGUUUCAUUAUAACACUGAAGACCACAUUCAUGUGCUUUGGACUUGGCCAAAAGGCUUCAAGAGAACCAAGCUGAAAUAAGAGAAACUGUUACCCAGCAGUAAAACAGGACACUGUGAAAGACUCCAUUUUAGAAACUUACAGUAUACUGAGUAUUUAAAAAAAUCUCCUUCAGAGGGUGUGGAUUUAUCACAGAUGCAAAGGAGGCUGUGGACCUACUACAGUAGCAGGCAGAACUGUAGGCUGUGAUGACAUCACAUACCUGUUUACUUACCCUUUGUGUCAGGGUGGGAGUUCACAUGGAAGAGCUUCUAAAAAUCAAUUCUAAUCACUUGAAGCUAGGAUAUUUUCUUCAUCUAAAAUAAUUUUCUCCAUUAUAAUUUGGCUUUUCUCCAGUAGUCUGGAGUUUUAGAAGAAAAUCUAUUGUAUUUGUCGGUAGAGAAUAUAAAUUUUCAAUUUUGAUUUUUCAUUAUAUUUCAAUGCUGGCUUUAAAUGCUAUCUUAGGGAGAUCAAGUUAGUGCAGUACUUAACAGUGAGAAUUUGCUAAUCUUUGUAAUAAUUUCAAAGUUGACUACAAGAGUUAGGAAUCUAACUAUGAAAACUUGGUAUCUUUAUGAGUCUAAGUGUUCUCGAUUGUGCACUUGAAACUACAUCUAUAUUAAUAUGACAACAGACAAAACUUUCCUUAACUUUGACCUCCGUUACCAGAAAUUUUCUUAAAAUUGGGAGGGAAAAUGCUGUGAACUCUUUACACAUCUAUAUUAGUAUGGCAUUAAUAUUCCAGUAUUGUUGCUUAUUUGUCUUGUGGCAGUGCGGUACAGUAGCAAUAAGGCUACAGUGUGAAUCGCUUUCCUACUACUAUGGAAGACAUCAGUCUUUGAUCUGGUGACAAAAAGAACUGGUUUUUAGCAAGUCUCUUGGGCUUUCUCUAUCACAAAGCAGCACAUUUUAUACUCCUAGUGGGGAACAAAUUUAAAAUAUUGGGUUACAUAAAAUGCAAAAUGGACGUAGUGUAACAGCCAUUAAAUCCGUUGAUUUUUGAGAAAUGCUUUUCAACAGCUUAGCUCUUUUCACAAAGGCUUUUCAUCAGAGUAAGUUUCACCUGUGAUGCAGAGUAAGCAGAUAGAAAUGUUUGUAACUGCAAUUGCCAGACGAGAAGUUGCUUUUUCACAGACAGCCAUAAAAUAAAGGAAGAAAAUUAAUAGAAGAUGCAGGAAGAAUAUUGAAAUGAAUGACUCAGUAAGUGGGCUUUUUUUAAUGCAAAAGUAUAAAAGCAAAAAAGGUAGACUUGAUAUGUAGUUGACCACACAUAUAUAAUAAAUCCUGACUCAUUAAAUGAGCUUAAUGGUCUCUCCUUCAUUCCCCUUAAUGCAACAACAACAGCUCUAAUACCACAGCCUAAUACUCAAUCUUGUUUUACACUCCGGAAUUCCAUUUGCCAAAUCCAAUUAUAUAGUCUUUCCUUCCCUUGUCUUGUUCUCCCAUCAUGUGAUCUACUGUGAGCUGUAUAAAGUUUGGGAGCUGUGUGAGUUUAAACUGUGGUCAUUUACAUCUUGCCUUAGGGUAUGCUGUUCCUCUGGUUCUUUUGAGGGUUCUGAGCUAAGGAUUUUUACUUCUUCUUGUUUGAGUAGUAGACUUCUUUCAAAGAACUCUACUCUGAAGUCUUUUAUUUCCUUUACCUGAAAGGAAAUUUCAGUAGUUUAGUGUCAUGAUGAAUAAGCGUUUGUGUAGGAUUUAUAUAUCCAGUUUAAAACAUAAGUGAGGUUUUUUUUCAUCAUUCAGUAUUGUUUUAUUAUCUCUUUAUUUCCUCAAAAACUGAGAUGCUCAUACUUAUGCUUUUCUAUUUGUCCUAAGUCCUGAGGAAAUGGUUAAAUUGUUCAGCUUUCUUUAGGGUAUUGGUAAUAACUACAUAAAUACAGACACUUAACAGCUUAAGCCGUUCUCUAGAAGAGAAAACAGUUUUGCCAGGCCUCCCAUAGUUGUGAAGCUAUGACAGGUACAUAUGCCUUUUAAAAUCCUUUGUUCUGUUAGGAGUUUACGCUUAAAGCAGAGCUUCAGCUACUGUUAUAUAGGAUACAGGUCGAUCAACACAGCCUGUGGUGAUUGUAAAUUUGUAAUUUUGUAAAGGAAGUGUCGAUGUAGUCUGAUCAUCACAAAGCAGUUAAUUAUACUGAGACAAUUCCACAUUUUGAUGUUGAACUCUGGUAAAAUAUUUCUGUUCAAGAUGCUUUAAUUCAUAAAGGCAUGUGUACUGUGCCUUAGUUUGCAUUCCUCUAUGGUUUAUGUGCUGAAGUUGGUGGUGUUUUUCUUUCACAAAAUUUUUGCAAAGCAUCUUACACUAGAAUCUCCAGUUAGUUCAUAGAAUCACAGAAUGGUUUGGGUUGGAAGGGACCCUAAUGAUCAUCUAGU
This is a messenger RNA of Strigops habroptila (Kakapo), 9494 nucleotides long. RefSeq names its product ligand dependent nuclear receptor corepressor like (gene LCORL). Gene Ontology annotation, molecular function: DNA binding. The record is from RefSeq and is a predicted model, not a curated record. Gene Ontology annotation, cellular component: nucleus. The coding region runs from base 107 to 5797 and encodes 1896 amino acids. The transcript has 8 exons. Gene Ontology annotation, biological process: regulation of transcription by RNA polymerase II. Lineage: Eukaryota; Metazoa; Chordata; Aves; Psittaciformes; Psittacidae.